AUGUUAUUUGUAUUUAUUUUUAUUUUAUAUUCAUAUUUUUAUCGUUUUUAUGAAAAUUUGUUCUUUUAUUUCGUAUUUAUAUUUUUGUUCAUUUCUGUAUUAUUUAUCAUUGUUAUUAAUGUAACUAUUCUUUUUCUUUAUAUAAUUUCUUAUUAUAAUUUAUUUUAUUUACAUAUCCUUUUCCUAUCAAAUUUAUAUAUUAUAAUUAUCAUCAUUAAUCCAAUAAUAAUCAUAACAAGAUUUAUUUUCAUUAUUCUAUUUCAACUACUUGGAUAUGCACAAAUUCAUUUAUCAGAUUUAUUUUUAUUAUAUUCAAAUUUAUAUCAUGAUUCAAAAUAUGAUAGUACAUAUUUUGUACUCAAUUCUCAUUUAUCUCCAUAUUCAUAUCAUCAAUGUCCAUGUUUUAUAUUAAUUUCUUUAUCACAUUUUUUAUCUAUUUUAACUAUUCUUUUAUUAUUUUGA
Messenger RNA from Entamoeba dispar SAW760, 462 nucleotides. RefSeq lists its product as uncharacterized. The coding region runs from base 1 to 462 and encodes 153 amino acids. NCBI's taxonomy places the organism in Eukaryota, Evosea, Mastigamoebida, Endamoebidae. The transcript has 3 exons. The record is from RefSeq and is a predicted model, not a curated record.